Molecule: messenger RNA, 909 nt
Organism: Gracilinanus agilis (Agile Gracile Mouse Opossum)
Lineage: Eukaryota; Metazoa; Chordata; Mammalia; Didelphimorphia; Didelphidae
Product: steroid 17-alpha-hydroxylase/17,20 lyase
Exons: 6
Coding region: 1-909 (302 amino acids)
Biological process (GO): progesterone metabolic process; hormone biosynthetic process
Molecular function (GO): heme binding; iron ion binding; steroid 17-alpha-monooxygenase activity
Source: RefSeq, a predicted model, not a curated record
AUGCUGGUACAAGUGGAGAUUUGGGGAAAAGGUUUAGAAUUUUGUUAUGGGAAAGCUUUAGUGAAGCUGUUCCCGAAUAAAGAUCUGACACUGUUAAAAGAUAGCGUCACAUUACGGAAUGAGCUCCUAAAGAAAAAACUGAAAAUUCAGAAGGAAAAAUUCAACAUAGAUUCUGUCAACAACCUCCUGGAUGCACUGCUGAAAGCCAAGUUGGACAGUGAUAAUCCUCUGGUCCAGGAACCAGAGAUCACAGAUGAGCACAUUCUAAUGACGGUGGGGGACAUCUUUGGAGCUGGUGUGGAGACCACCAGCAGUGUCAUCAAGUGGUGCAUUGCCUACUUGCUGCACUAUCCCCAGGUAAAGGAGAAAAUUCAGAAGGAAAUUGACCAGAAAAUUGGCUUUGGCCGAACUCCUGUGCUCAGUGAUAGGAACCAGCUUCUCUACCUGGAGUCCACGAUACGUGAGGUACUCCGUAUACGGCCAGUGGCUCCCUUACUCAUCCCCCACAUGGCAUGGACUGACACCAGCAUUGGAGAAUACACCAUCCCCAAAGGCACCAGGAUCUAUGUCAACCUGUGGUCCAUCCAUCAUGACCCUACACAGUGGAAUGAGCCAGAACGGUUUAUCCCAGAACGAUUCCUGGACAAGAAUAAGGACCAACUCAUCAUUCCAAAUGCCAGCUACUUUCCCUUUGGAAGUGGACCCCGGGUCUGUAUUGGGGAGUUCUUGGCCCGGUCAGAGUUAUUCCUCUUUCUGGCCUGGAUCCUACAGAGAUUUGACCUGGAAGUUCCUGAAGAUGGAGAACUCCCUUCCUUAGAUGGGUUGUAUGGAGUAGUAUUUCAGAUAACUCCCUUCAAGUUAAAGAUCAAGCUGAGGAAAGGCUGGAGAGAGGCUGAACUCAGUGCCUAG